AAAUCUAGAAAGUGGGUGUGGUAUCUUUCCCAAGAUUUUCUUAUUCUUCUUCUUCUCCUCCUCUCUCUUCUCCUCUUCUUGCACCUCCUCACCUUCUCCUCUCCUCUCCUCUUCUUCUCCAUCACCAUCCACCCAUCCAACUGGUCCAACUCCUCCAAUCGUUUGCUUCUUCUUCUUCCUCUUCUCGCUGUUCUUGGUGGAGGAGGAGAUUAGGGUUUGAUUAGGGUAGAUAGAGAGAGAGGGGUUGGGUUUGGUUGGUGUUUGUGUGGAGAUGGACCCCAAAUUCCCCCCACCCCCACCGCUAAACAAAACGGAGCCCACCACCACCACCACCAACCAGCAGCAUCACCACGAUGAGCAGCAGCAGCAGCAUCGCCUCCAGAUUCAAGUUCAUCCUCAGCAGCAGGAGCAGCAGGAUGGAGGUGGAGGAGGAGGGAAGGAUCAGCAGCAGCAGCAGCAGAUGCAGGUGGUGGUUGCGGCGGCGGCGGGGGAGAGGAGGAUGCAGGGGCUAGGGCCGAAGCGGAGCUCGAACAAGGACCGCCACACCAAGGUGGACGGGCGGGGGCGGCGGAUCCGGAUGCCGGCGCUGUGCGCCGCCCGGAUCUUCCAGCUCACGCGGGAGCUCGGCCACAAGUCCGACGGCGAGACCGUCCAGUGGCUGCUCCAGCAGGCGGAGCCGGCCAUCGUCGCCGCCACGGGGACCGGGACCAUCCCGGCGUCCGCGCUCGCCUCCGUCGCCCCCUCCCUCCCUUCCCCCAACUCCGCCCUCUCCAGGUCGCACCACCACCACCACCACAUGUGGGCGGCAGCGCCGCCCACGGCGUCCGCCGGGUUCGCCGGUGCAGGGUUCUCCGGCGCCGACUCCGGGGUGAUCGGCGGGAUCAUGCAGCGGAUGGGGAUCCCCGCCGGGAUCGAGCUCCAGGGCGGGGGAGCGGGGGGGUUGGGGGGUGGGGGUGGCGGCGGCGGUGGCCACAUCGGGUUCGCGCCCAUGUUCGCCAGCCACGCGGCGGCGGCGGCGGCCAUGCCGGGGCUAGAGCUAGGGCUCUCGCAGGACGGCCACAUCGGCGUGCUCGCCGCGCAGUCGCUCAGCCAGUUCUACCACCAGGUCGGCGCCGCCGGUCAGCUGCAGCACCAGCACCAGCAUCACCAUCAGCAGCAGCAGCAGCAGCAGGACGGGGAGGACAACCGCGACGACGGCGAGUCCGAUGAGGAGUCCGGGCAGUAGUAGCCGCGCCACCUGAAUUUGUUCAUCCACGCGUCGUCUCUUCGGAGGAGAAAAGAGAAUUCUAGGAAGGACAUGCAGCUAAUGGAGGGGGGAAUGGAAUGCUUUUGUUACUGUUGGGUUGUUCUUCAUGGGGGUUUUUAUGUCUGAUUUUUUUUCCUCGUGUGGUGUCGAAGCUCGAAAGAGGCUACUACUUUGCUCCGGCGACUUGUUGGGAUGGAUCAUGAUCAUCUUCAGUUGUUACUCCUGCUGCUCCAUGGAUGGUUGCCGGUUUAUCCCCCUCCAAGUGUUUAGGUGUAUAAUAGCCGAGAGCUGGAUGGACUGGAUCAUCGCUGUCGAGUGAGUGCUUUAUUUGUUAUUGCAGGUCGUUGUGUAGAUAUUCAGGUAUUUUUGCAGUUAGAGAGGUCUUCUUUUUUUCCUUUUUACGAGAGUGAUGAUCCGCUUAUGUGCGACAAAUACGAUGUCCGUCAAACUGAUCCUCACCCACGGGCUGUUUCUGCAACGCAAAUAUGAUGCAUAUACAUUUUUAGAGGCCUGAUUUUAUAUGCUUAUUCUUUUGUGGUAUGUUGUAUGAUGUCGGUUUCAAGGUUUCUCUUGAUUUUCCCUGGCUUGCUUUUAGUUUGUGUAGCAUGUUUACUAUUUUUGUCAAUUUCUUGAUUUGGGUGACCUGUCUAUUAAUAGAACGGAACAGCAGAAACAUCAACAA
Messenger RNA from Oryza sativa Japonica Group (Japanese rice), 1928 nucleotides. Its product is annotated as transcription factor TCP20. The record is from RefSeq and is a predicted model, not a curated record. NCBI's taxonomy places the organism in Eukaryota, Viridiplantae, Streptophyta, Magnoliopsida, Poales, Poaceae. Gene Ontology annotation, molecular function: DNA-binding transcription factor activity; sequence-specific DNA binding. Gene Ontology annotation, cellular component: nucleus.